CUACUGUGUUGCAAGCUGGAACGUCACACACUAUGGCGUCUGAUUCUUAGUGGCUUUGUUGGUCCUGUAGUGUAUUAAUUAACCCGACUCUGCCCCUUUAAAUUCCUUCCUUCUUCGCUUGAUCUCAAACAUCUUCACCAUCCCUGAAAUCCCCAAUUUCCCCAAUAAUGGAUGUUCAAGGGGAUGAAGAAACAGGAAAAGGGUCAGUCCAAUCGUCUGGAAAAUUGUCCAGUCUCAGGCUCAAUUCACCCCUAAUGCAAGUUGGAUUGAUUGGGCUUGUCUGUUUCUGUUGCCCUGGCAUGUUCAAUGCUUUAUCCGGGAUGGGUGGUGGUGGCCAGGUGGAUCCCACUGCGGCGAACAACGCCAACACCGCUCUUUACACCACCUUCACCGUCUUCGGCAUUCUCGGCGGUGGCAUCUACAAUAUUUUAGGUCCACGCGCCACCCUAGUCUGCGGUUGCUCCACCUAUAUCCUCUACGCUGGGUCUUUCCUUUAUUACAACCACUACCAACACCAGGCCUUCGCCAUCACCGCCGGCGCUUUCCUAGGCAUCGGAGCCGGCCUCCUUUGGGCUGCCCAGGGCGCAAUCAUGACCUCUUACCCUCCCCAUGACCGGAAAGGCACAUAUAUCUCCGUGUUCUGGAGUAUUUUCAACAUGGGUGGAGUUAUUGGUGGGCUCAUACCUUUUAUCCUGAAUUACCACCGGAAAGAGGCCACCUCUGUAAAUGAUGGAACCUAUUUUGGGUUCAUGGCUUUUAUGACUGUGGGGACUAUCAUCUCACAGGCUAUUAUGCAUCCUAGUCGUGUUAUUCGCGACGAUGGUACUCGGUGCACCAACAUAAUGUACUCCAGUGUGUGUGUUGAAAUCGUUGAGGUUCUCAAAUUGUUCCGCAACUGGAAGAUGCGCUUGCUGGUCCCUGCGUCUUUGGCUAGUAACUUCUUUUAUAGCUACCAGUUCAAUAAUGUUAAUGCGGCUUUGUUCAAUUUGAGGACUAGAGGGUUGAACAAUGUAUUUUAUUGGGGUGCACAGAUGAUUGGCUCUGUUUUCAUCGGAUAUAUAAUGGAUUUCAGUUUUAAAAGCAGAAGGAUGAGGGGAUUUGUUGGAAUUGGAGUUGUGGGUUUGCUAGGGACUGCGAUUUGGGGUGGUGGGCUUGCCAAGCAGCUUGACUACUCUCGCCAUGAUGAGCUUAAGAUAAAGCUGGAUUUCAAGGAUGGUUCUGAUUUUGCAGGGCCUUUUGUCUUGUAUUUUAGCUAUGGAUUGCUUGAUGCCAUGUUCCAGAGCAUGAUUUACUGGGUUAUUGGAGCUUUGGCCGAUGAUUCUGAGAUCCUUAGCAGGUAUAAUGGGUUCUACAAGGGAGUGCAGAGUGCAGGGGGAGCAGUUGCUUGGCAAGUUGAUGCAAACGGGGUGCCAUUCCUAAACCAACUGAUUAUGAAUUGGGUGCUCACUACAAUAAGUUAUCCUUUGUUGGCGGUUCUCGUCUUUUUGGCCGUCAAGGAUGACAACAAAGCUGAAGAGGGGACGUCAAAGGAGCUUGCUCUUCCAUCGGCUAUCCAUGCCUCCACAGAUGAUGCCAAUGGUGGGCUUGGCCAGCCAACCUAAAGAUCAGUUCCUUUCUAUUGCCUUCUACGCCUUAUUUUCAGUAUCGUUUUGUUCUUCAUAUGUCAAUUAUAUUUUUUUGAAGCUGAAUUUUCAUUUCAGCUGUAAGUGUAGUGUGCCAGGAAUCACAGUUUAUUAAUAUAUGGUUGAAAGCCAUGCUUUGUGCAGACUUUUUCUUCUGAGAAAUCCAUUGUUUUGUCUUCACUUCAGCAAGUUUUGUUCGUGUGCUUCCAAUAUGCUUAACCAAAAUUUGAAGUAUGUGUUAUGAUGUACUGCGCUCGCUAUUGUUGAUUAUAAAGU
Molecule: messenger RNA, 1898 nt
Organism: Ilex paraguariensis (yerba mate)
Lineage: Eukaryota; Viridiplantae; Streptophyta; Magnoliopsida; Aquifoliales; Aquifoliaceae
Source: the annotation of a GenBank genome assembly